AUGAGCAACCCAACUCAAUACCGACCUCGGCGCCCAGUGCCCUCCCCGUCGAAUACCGUCCUCCUCGAGGCGCAGAAACAAUGGUUCUUCACCGACGAAGAACUACUACGAACGCCCUCGCUACUCGACGGAAUGGACCUGGAAACCGAGCACAUGCAUCGCAGCAAAGGCGUGAAUUUCAUCAUGCAGGUGGGCAUGAUGCUAAAACUGCCACAGCUGACACUCACGACGGCCGCGGUGUUUAUGCAUCGGUUCUUUGUGCGGCAUCACAUAUGCGAUCCGCCUCGCUCGCAGGGUCACCAUGCGUACUCGGUCGCGGCGGGCUGUGUGCUAUUGGCGAGCAAAGUGGAUGAAAACUGUCGCAAGAUUAAAGAAGUUGUUAUUGCGUGCUGCCGUGUCGCGCAGAAGAAGCCGAAUCUGGAGCUGGACGAGCAAGACAAGGAGUUUUGGAAGUGGAAGGACACCCUGCUGGCCUACGAGGAUUUGGCUCUGGAGGCAUUGUGUUUUGAUCUGCAGCUGGAGCAGCCGCACAAGAUCUGCUACGAUUUUCUGUGUUAUUUUGGUAAAAAUGAUCACAGGCUGCUACGCAACGCCGCGUGGGCCUUUUUGAACGACUGCAAUUUCACCGUGCUCUGUCUGCUGUUCUACCCACGCACUAUUGCCGCUGCGGCGCUGUGGGCUGGCGCCAGACUCUGCGAUGUCGCGUUCGAAGACGAUGAGGAAGGUCGGCCCUGGUGGGUGCAGAUCGACGUGAACCUGGCUGACGUGCAGAGAGCCGUCAGUCGCAUGACGGAGCUGUACGAAAAGAACACAGUCCACAGAAAAUCGCACCAGUAUCCGACAAUCUCGGCAGACAGCGACGGGGCAGCAGAGACGACGCGAAUCGUCAAUGCGCAUCCUAUCCCCAGCACCGACGAGCCAUCUGCCGAUGCCGAUGGUACUUCAAAUGGCCGCAAACGGUCGAGAGACGCCGAGGACGAGUCAAUGAGCAGAACCGAGGGCUCUUCUUCGCAACUCCGAGUCAACAACUACAGCAACAACAGUCACGAACCGUCACCGAAACGGCAGCGGACGGCAUCGCCUCCCAAUGGGCUUCGGCCCAGCUCGAGAAUCCCUGCUGCGGCCAGACAUCAUCCUCUACCACGGCCUCUGCCUGUAUCAGCGUCUGUCAAUGGCAGCAACACCAGCCAGGCGGGAGACUCGGUCGAUCCCGUGCAGCAGCGAAUCGAUGAGAUUGUCCACCAGGGGUCGAGGAAUGGGAAUACGAAUAAUAGUAAUAACUACCCGGAACGUGACCGUGGCCGCGACCGCGAUCAAAAUUGGGAUAGGGACCGCGACCACGAAAGAUACCGCGAUCAUGACAGAGAACGGGACAGAGAUCGAGAUCGAGACUGGGACUCUCGCGAUCGCGGCAGAGGAGAAGAUGGUUACGGCGGAGGCAGCGACAGAGACGCGCGACGGCCGUCGGUAGCGACAAACACGUCGACUGGAUCUGAUACUCGGCAUCACCAUCAUCAUCAUCAUCAUCAACAACAUCACCAACAACAACCGACAAGAAAUGGCAACGAAAUCCCUAUGCGAGGACAGCGAAGAGGUGCCUACGAUGAAGAAGAAGAGGAAGGGGAGAUCAACUCUGAUCGCGAAGAGGGAGAAGUAACCAGCACGAACCCAGCGUCCACGCAGCACCACGCCGACGACGACGACGGUGGUGGUGGUGGGAGCGAAGAGGGCGAGCUGUGA
Molecule: messenger RNA, 1740 nt
Organism: Talaromyces rugulosus
Lineage: Eukaryota; Fungi; Ascomycota; Eurotiomycetes; Eurotiales; Trichocomaceae
Exons: 1
Coding region: 1-1740 (579 amino acids)
Biological process (GO): regulation of transcription by RNA polymerase II; positive regulation of DNA-templated transcription, elongation
Cellular component (GO): cyclin/CDK positive transcription elongation factor complex; nucleus
Molecular function (GO): cyclin-dependent protein serine/threonine kinase activator activity
Source: RefSeq, a predicted model, not a curated record